ACACUUGUGCUUGGAGUCGUCGCACUGUAAGCUACGAACAAGGAUCUGUUAUAAUCUCCUUCCAGCGACGCGUUUGCGAAAGACAGCCGAUGUAACAUCGAGCGCGAGAAAACUACCUUGGCUUAUUACACGAUUGUUCACUUCAAAGUCACAACGGUCGCUUUGUAGUCGAUGCAGAGACUGAGAGAGCUCAAACAACACAUCGCAUAGCCUGAUGUCUUUCGCCUUUAUUCCGCGAAAAGUUGGCAAGAAGGCGCCGGCCACUGCUGCUCCACUUGCUUCCACGGUACCUGCGCCGCGUGCGGACGAAGAGCUGGCAGAAGAAUUUGCGAUCUUGGUGGUGCUUUCUUUGACAGAGUAUGCACUAUGGGCCAACGCAGACUUACGAAGACGGAUGGAACAGACCCUAGAAGAUGAACAUGGAUGUAUGGAUUACUCUUGGAAAUUUCUUUCAACGCUUUUGCAAGAGCCACAACAUUACUCCCAGCACAUCGAGUCAAAACUGCCAUCCGAAAGUGCGAUAGUGAAAGCCAUCCGGAAGCAUGCCGAGGACAACAUCGAAGUCAGGAUGGUACUUUCAGGACCGACAUGGUCCAACUGGGGCUUAUCGUCUGCAGGAACGGAUGAAGGCAUGUAUGAGAUUCGGCCCAAGGCAAAGGUCAGUCAAGGAUUAGAAGGCGCAGAAGGAUAUAUGAGAGAUUACUGGGCAAACCGAACUAUCUAUAUCGAGAAUAUUCCUCCAGCUCAUCGAACCAUUCAUGGCAUUUUCCAGUUCGUCCGGGAUACCUACCCUUCUACAAAUUAUCCCAGCAUUCAGAGAAUCUCCUUCCCGCCACACUAUCUCGAUGCCGAUGCCGAUACCUCAUCCUUUCAUCACAUCCCAAAGUCGAGAACCAAAUGCAAGGGUUUCGCAUUUGUCCUGUUUUCAUCUGUCGAUGAGGUCGAUCAGUUUAGUGCAACGUGGAAAUGGGAACGUGCUCGGUCAGGACCAGUCCCAGUCCCCAUCAAAGCGGACACUUCACCUUCCCUACUUUCCCGUGCAUCCAGUGCGUCGUCACAUGUAGAGGCUCGAAAGCACGGUUUUCGUGCUCUUCCAAAGGCCCAAUGGGACGCGUUGAAGGACGAAUAUGUCGCUUGGAGACAAAAGCUGUUGGAGCAAGUUCUUGCGGAACAGGACGAUGAUGUAAAUGAAGAGAUGAAGUACAAAGUAGGGUCUCAAUGGGAGGAGGAAGAAAAGUAUAACGAAUUCGGGAAUGGCGAAAUUUCGCAUUCAAUACAAAGCAAUGGUCCCCAAACUUCUUUGUCCUCUUCCGCCGACCUCCCUUCAUACUUGACCUCAUCAUCCCCAUUCCCUCCAAAUUGUCUUGUCUUCAUCCGCAACAUCCACGCGGGCACUAAUAAAACCACCCUCCGUACACUUUUAAGUAAGGCUCUUAUAAACGGUGUUGAAAAAGGCAUUGAAAAUACCCAACCACAAGACAUAUCUCAGUCCAUUGACUACAUCGAUUACACGAAAGGGAUGGAUACAUGUUAUAUUCGUUUCUCUUCUCCCUCCCAGGCGAGCGCACUUCAAUCAUACUUGACCCGUCACUGUAUCGUGCAAAGUACAGCAUUGGAUGAUACUGGCAUCGAAGUGGGAAAAGCGCAAACAGAUAAACCUAAGUACAUGAAGGUUGAGGUCGUACAAGGGAAGAAGGAGGAAAUUUACUGGGAGAAGGUCCCAAUAAAGGUUAGGCAAGAAGCAGUGCGGAAGGCGAUAAGUAAUGCAAAUGCUACUUCGUCAUCUGCCGUUGUUUUCUUUAAUUCCACUCUGCAAACACCGAAGACAACAUUACCGACUGAACGUCCUACUUCCGUCUCCUCAGUAUCUCUAUUGGCACCCCCGCCUACUCCACACCCACACUCACCUUCAUACCCUCGUAACUGUCUAGUCUUCGUGCGAAACGUCCAUCCCGGGACAAAUAAAACCACCAUUCGUGCUCUUUUCGUGAAUGCCCUAUCAAAGAAGGUGGGAAGUAGUAUCUCGGCAGGUGGUGAAGACAGGGAUAGUAAAAAUGCCAUUGACUACGUCGAUUACACGAAAGGAACAGACUCUUGCCAUCUUCGCCUCCGUUCACCUUCGGAUGCGCAUUUUCUUGUGGAAAAUUUCAAAAAACAGUUUAUAGUUCAGAGCGCGCCGUUGGAUGAUGGUGGUGUCAAAAUUGGGGGUGACGGGGCCAAUGAAGGCGACCUCAUCUCCUCAUCCCAACGGUGCAUAGUUGUCGAACUCGUUCAAGGGACUCGGGAGAAGAUAUAUUGGGAGAAAGUUCCAUUGAAACUUCGACAGGAUGCCGUUCGGAGGGCUAACACCAGUACUUGCGAUUUGCCUGAGCCUUUUACGGUCCCUCAUAUCGCCUCUUCCACAGCGGCCCAUCCUGCGACGCUGGAGCUUGAAACCAAACCCGACUCAAAAUCAUCGAAGAAAAGGAAUCUCGCCUGCGCUGACGUUAGUGUUGAAGAGACGGGGGCGGGCAAGAGAGAUGGUAAUAGCGAUGAUGGUGAAAGAGUGCUGCUUACAGAACAUACCAGUAGGAAGAAGAAGCGAAAGAAAAUCUAGAUGAAGAUUGUCCAAUUCUUGUCCGUCGUGGAAAAAGCAUACAAAUAAUUUGGAUGUAAUUUGCCCUUCCGUCUUGCCCAAGCUCUGAAUUAGUAUAUCAUCGUCACACUCGUAAAUACAUGUGCAGAAUGCACAAAAUCGAUGCGUCUCGGAUUAUCUGUGGUUGCCUCAAAUACGCCAGGGUAUAGUAGAUAAGUUUUUGGAAAGUCGAAACGCAUGAGAAAUCGACUGGUGUAGAAGUGGUCGGAUUACAGAUGAUGCGGCGGGAAGAUAAAUAUGCAAAGUAGACGGGUCGAUCGGGAUUCGGACCAUUAUAUCGUGACUAUCCCGGCUCAUUCUAAUAGUUGCAGUGACCAACGAUUUGAGUAAAUAUGCACAGUAAUAAUGUAGGAUGAU
Lentinula edodes (shiitake mushroom) is the source of this 2992-nucleotide messenger RNA. RefSeq lists its product as uncharacterized. Gene Ontology annotation, molecular function: telomerase RNA binding. Lineage: Eukaryota; Fungi; Basidiomycota; Agaricomycetes; Agaricales; Omphalotaceae. Gene Ontology annotation, biological process: telomerase catalytic core complex assembly. The transcript is spliced from 4 exons. Bases 215 to 2596 code for a protein of 793 amino acids. The record is from RefSeq and is a predicted model, not a curated record.